Molecule: messenger RNA, 5104 nt
Organism: Manis pentadactyla (Chinese pangolin)
Lineage: Eukaryota; Metazoa; Chordata; Mammalia; Pholidota; Manidae
Gene: SLC30A9
Product: solute carrier family 30 member 9
Exons: 18
Coding region: 177-1880 (567 amino acids)
Biological process (GO): positive regulation of transcription by RNA polymerase II; transmembrane transport; zinc ion transport
Cellular component (GO): nucleus; membrane
Molecular function (GO): monoatomic cation transmembrane transporter activity
Source: RefSeq, a predicted model, not a curated record
CCGCUGUCGCCGCGGCCGGCGUCGCUAAAUGAUGUUACAACUUCCGGGUCGCCAAGGCCGCCUCUGGCGGCGCCAGCGUCGGUUUUAGCAGGUGUUCUGUCUAUGGAGUCAGUUGGUGCUGGCGACGGCGUGGAGGCAGGAGGCGGUGUCCGAUUGGGGGCCGUUUCCCCGCCAGGAUGUUACCGGGGUUGGCCGCCGCCGCUGCGGCCCACAGAUGUAGCUGGUCCUUCCUGUGCCGGCUGCGUCUGCACUGCAGGGCGGCGGCCCUCGGCUCCGGCGACCGCCAGGAAUGGCAGAGUUCAGUGACAUUUGGAAGCUUUUCAAACAUGGUUCCCUGUAGUCACUCAUAUACUUUUACACUGAGUCAAGUAAAGUUGUACUCCACAAAUGUUCAGAAAGAAGGACAGGGUUCACAAACUCAUCAAAUGUCAUCAUUUGAUGAAACAGCAGAAAAUAUAGGUGCAAAACUCAAAGCUCCACUUACUAAGCAAGAACCUCUCCAAGUAAGAGUUAAAGCAAUCCUUAAGAAGAGGGAAUAUGGACCAAAGUACACUCAGAAUAAUUUCAUCACUGGAGUCAGAGCCAUAAAUGAGUUCUGCCUUAAAUCCAGCGAUCUAGAACAACUUCGAAAAAUCAGACGACGAAGUCCUCAUGAAGAUACCGAGUCCUUUACUGUAUACUUGAGAUCAGAUGUGGAGGCAAAAUCUUUGGAAGUUUGGGGAAGUCCUGAAGCUCUUGCCAGAGAGAAAAAACUACGUAAAGAAGCAGAAAUAGAAUAUAGAGAAAGGCUAUUUAGAAACCAAAACAUACUAAGAGAAUAUGGAGACUUCCUGGGAAAUACUAAGCCACGCUCCAGAACAUCAGUUUUUUUUAAGGGGCCAGGAAAAGUGGUGAUGGUUGCCAUUUGUAUUAAUGGAUUAAACUGCUUCUUUAAGUUUCUUGCCUGGAUUUAUACUGGUUCAGCAAGUAUGUUCUCUGAAGCUAUACAUUCUUUAUCUGAUACUUGUAAUCAGGCUUUACUAGCAUUGGGCAUCAGUAAGUCUGUUCAGACACCAGAUCCUACUCAUCCGUAUGGAUUUUCAAAUAUGCGCUAUAUUGCUUCACUAAUUAGUGGUGUUGGUAUCUUCAUGAUGGGUGCAGGAUUAUCUUGGUACCACGGAAUCAUGGGAUUACUUAAUCCUCAACCAAUGGAAUCUCUUCUCUGGGCAUAUUGUAUUUUAGCAGGAUCAUUGGUAUCCGAAGGAGCAACACUUCUUGUUGCUGUAAAUGAACUUCGUAGGAGUGCUCGGGCGAAGGGAAUGUCAUUUUACAAGUAUGUAAUGGAAAGUCGUGAUCCUAGUACAAAUGUCAUAUUAUUGGAGGAUACUGCAGCAGUCCUGGGAGUGAUAAUAGCAGCCACUUGUAUGGGCCUUACGUCUAUAACAGGUAAUCCACUGUAUGACAGCCUUGGUUCAUUGGGUGUGGGCACCUUAUUAGGCGUGGUCUCAGCAUUCCUCAUCUACACUAACACCGAAGCACUUUUAGGGCGAUCCAUCCAGCCAGAGCAAGUACAGCGGCUUACUGAACUCCUGGAGAGUGACCCAUCAGUAAGGGCAAUUCAUGAUGUUAAAGCCACAGAUCUUGGAUUAGGGAAAGUAAGAUUUAAGGCAGAAGUAGAUUUUGAUGGAAGAGUUGUUACAAGAUCAUAUUUGGAAAAACAAGAUUUUGACCAAAUGCUACAAGAAAUUCAAGAAGUGAAAACUCCUGAAGAACUAGAGACGUUUAUGCUUAAACAUGGAGAAAAUAUUAUUGAUACUUUAGGGGCCGAAGUAGAUAGACUUGAGAGAGAACUGAAAAAACGAAAUCCUGAAGUUCGACAUGUAGAUUUGGAGAUAUUAUAGAUUUGAUGGAAUGAAUCACCUUGGAGGGAGCCUUGGAAAUAAACUGUCCAUUCUGCUCUCCCAUACUGAAGAGAAGUCAACACCAUUGGAAGCCAUUUUUUUUAGAUGGAGGAAAUUCUUUCUGUGAAGGCAAUUCAGCAGUCCACAGAAUUAAACUACUACUUACUUCCAAGAGACAUAAGUUAAAUCAAUUUGGAAAUCGUGUUUUUUUUGUUUCAACAGGAAGUAGUUAAUUUAAAUUGUUUGUAAUUUCUCAUUUUAGGCUGUCAGGGUGAAUUGUACCUUGCAGUCAUGUUUCCUUUCUCAACAUUGGUAAAAAUGAGCAGCAUUUAUAGGAUUGUAAUUUUUAAUUUUGUUGCCACUGGAGAUUUCACUCCAUCAAACCCUGCCAUUCUUGAACAUUAUGGCUAAUUCUUGGUGUGUGGCUUUUACAGUCACUCCAUUUCAAAGUCUAUCUUUCCUUAUAGAAUGUGGAAACUAUUUCUACAUACUUUGUAAUUUUGCUAUGAGCACUAAGAGGAACAUUUGUUAUCUAUAAAUGUUCAUUCCAGAAAUGGCUUAGUUACUGAAUUGAAGGAAGAUGUAUCAGUAUGCUCUUUCAGGUCAUAGUAGUUGCCAUGUUGUAAAAUUUCUUACCUCUCUUUUGCAGUUUUUUUCCUUAUUUUAAGUUUUCUGAUGGUAGAUCUAAAAUAGUCCUAGGUGUUUCCACAGGACAAUGGGAUGACUGUUUCUUGUUUUUGUUUUUUAACUGACUUCAGUACCUUAAUAUGUAUUUAUUAGGAGAUAAUACAUUCAUAAGCAUUUUAUCAUUCUGUAAAAUUGACUAGGAAUAUAAUUUUACAGAGAGAACAGCAUUUUAAUUUAUUUUUUAAAAGGCACUACUUAUGUAAACCUGAACUGUGGGAAAUGUUUGCUUUAAAGAGCAGUAAAUACCUUAUGUAGAAACUUGUGGCCAUGAUUUUGUAUAAUAUAGUCAAUAGUGUUUGUGACAUGAGUUUCUUGCAGUCAUAAAUGGAUAUUUGGCAUGAUAUAUAACUAUAACAUAUAAGUAAGUAGCUUUCUAAUGAUUAUAAGGUAUCAAGGUGAAAAAACACACAAUUCAGUAAUUGAAAAUUUAGUGCAAAACUACACCUGUCUCCAUUCAUCAAAACAGUAUGCACUUUCAAUUGUUCAGGUGGCAGUGAGCAUUGCCUAUGCAGGAGUGGUGGCUCGGUGCUCUUUGCUGGAUAAGUGAGUGAAAGACAUAAGGACCCAAUUACCUGUGUUCGGUCAUGUCAAAACUUAGAUUGCGGUUUAUGAAUUACAGCAGAUUGUAAUGCUGGAAACAAAAAAUAAACAUUUACUUAAAGGGGAUGUAAUGGUAAUGUUUUGUUCCAGAAAGGUCGUUUAUUGGAAAAUUUCAAAACUUAACAUGAGUGUACAUUUUUUACCACUACAGAGCACUUUGCAUGCUGUACAUUUUAAGUGAAGUAACAUUCCAGUUUUAUUUUUUAAGAUAGAAAAUUGUUAGAUGUAUGUAUACAGUUUGAUUCUCUAUUCUUAUGGUUUCAAAUUCUUCACUCCCACUUUGUAAAAAACUUCUUCACUACCACUUUUUAAAAAACUUCUUGCCCAUUAUAAUUCACUCUAUACUUUGUGUUGUCUUCCCUCCCCUUUCCUACUUUUCCAUUUGUUAUUUCAUGUCAGUGCCAUAUGGGAAGAUACCAAAUGAUAUCCAGUUUCUGCCUAGUAAAUUACUCUGGAAAUUUUCUAGACAAAAAUAAUUAACUCAUUAAAAAAAAAGUCUCGAAGUUGAUGUGUGGAAAAUAUUCCAAAUGGUAGGGUUUUUUUUUUAAGGACUUCCUAAAAUAGACCAAUUCCUGGCAUUUCUAUGAGUUUUCUAAUCUGAUUUUGACUGAGGUUGUAUCUAUUUAUAAAUAAUAGUUGAAGGCUUACAUUUCUGUUUUUUCUUUCUAGUUCUGUAUUCACUGAUAUUUUAAAGUCCGUUUAAGCAAAUCUGACAUGAAGAAGGAUUGAAUAUCUAGAAUUUGAGUAUUUCUGUAGAAUCAGGAAAUGUAUGAUGACAUUACUGGUCCUUUUUUUUCCUUUUAGAGUCAAAUUUGAAUUUUAAAAUAAUACUGAGUCCAGGUUUCUUGUUUUUAGUUUUUUCCAAAUUAAUACUCCUUACUUUAAGUCUUGCCCUGAUAGAUAGCAUUGAAUAUUUAAGCUUCUAAACAUUAAUAUUUUCAAGGCAAAUAGCUUCUGUAGUAGAGUACUUGAAAUCAAAGCAAUGUUGGACAAAGAAAAGGGCAGUCAAGGUCCCAUGACUCCCACUUGUACUAAUCUGAAACCUGGAAACUAUCAAAGGGGGGAAGUAAACUUGUUUGCAACUUUGACUUGAGAAUGGAUCUCUAAAUCAACAGUAAGUAACAGUCCAAAAAUAUGAAAGGUGACACAUUUUUUAGACAAUAACAAUGGGAGGAUGAUGGAUAGAGAACUAUAAGAACUAUUUUAACCAUCUUGGCAGCCAGGUAUCCAAUUCCAAAGAGGGAUAUUCUUGAACAUUUGUAUACUGAGGAAACCAAGAUAGGAUCAAAUUGGAAAUUUUUGAACAUUAAAAAAAAAAAGUUAAUUGAUCUCUGCAUACAUCCUCUGACACACACACCAAAUAACCAAGAAUAACAAAAUGGCUUAAGACUUGAAUUUUGGGUAUAUGGUUUUAGUAUUACCUUAAUUAUCCUAUAAUUUAGAUAAUGCUUUUUGCCAAAAUUAUUCCAUCUAAAGGAAAUGGCUUAAGUUUUAAAUCUGAUAACUUGAGAUAGAAUGCUGGGAACUACAGAAAAUUGCACAGGCAUCUGGAAUUUAUACUAUCUUUCUUAGAUUCCAUUUGUCAAGCUUUGGCAUUUCUUUUAAAUGUGAUGACCCCCAAUUUGCCGAACUGUCAGAAGUCAUUGAAGCAAAGAAUUGAAGGUGAAAUAUUAUUCAAAGAUUGUCUUCCCUAAAUCCCUCAUCCCUGUCUCUGAAAUGGAACUUUGGAAGACAUUUAUGUAGACGAUUGGUCUGGCAGCCUAUGUAUUUGCAUUAAGUUUACUGGCAUCUCUAGACUUAGUUUUAUGGAAAAAGAAAUAUUUUGUUUCUAUUACAUUGUAUUUUAGCUGUCUGAUUUCAUUGGCAGUUUAAGAUGGUCCUGGUCCCUCAGGAUGCUUUUUCCUUAAUAAAUGUUGUAUGUAAAUAAGAACAGCUCA